GGCAGGCAGCAACCAUUGGGUUGGAUUAGUUCUUCAAUUCUCUAGAUGACGACAUUGAAGUCCCCUGAAAAUGUGCAGGCACUAGUUAGCAGUUCAAUAAAACUACACACUAGAGACUAGAAUUGCUAAACUACUUCUGGAGACAUUCCUGUGCGAUCUUCUAGGUGGAAAAUAACUUCAAUAUCUGGCACCGGGGUAGUUUAAUGUCAUGGUGAUGGACAACAAUACAUCAGUGUAUAAGAAUCUCAGCAUUUCUCCUUUCAAUGGGAGGGGUGUAAUCGCAAUUUUAUUUUAUCCUGUAUAACUCCCCCUUCUUUCUUUUCGUCUCUAAUCCCUCACGUUGAGAAAAUGGAGACCGGUAUCAGAGCACCAUACCCGAGCUCGAACUUGCUUCCAUUUCCGUCAUCAUAUCAUGAUAGCAGCAUACCGCUGGGCUUGAUAUACGAAUUGGACAGCUACAGAGCUCCCCAGGAUAUCGCCAUGACCUCAGUAGUAUCUUAUGGGGGUAAUCGAUCGCCCCCUCCUCUCUGGUCAAGCGCCUCGUCGGCCGUCCCCUCCCCCGACCUGGAUUCCGUUUUCUCCCACUCGCAAGAAGGAGAUUUGGAGGAGACUUCGAUCCAACAGAUAGUUCACAAUAAUUUCAAAGAUGUCAAACGGCGUCUGCAGAACCGAGAGGCGCAGCGUCGAUUCCGACAGCGUAAGGAACAACGGCAACAAAACCUCCAACAGAAGAUACAGGAUCUCCAGGUGGGAUACCGGAGCUUAUCAGAACAGAGUGCCAAGCACAGUGACCAUGUGAAGCAGUUACUCGAAGAAAACAGUGGGCUGAAGUGUGAGGUCAAGAAUCUGCGCCGGCGGUGGCGGAUGAUGAUGACUCUCCUGCAACAACCUCCGAAUUCCCCAUCUUUGUCCACUCGCUUUGUGGAACAAGGGUACUUGGACAGUGUGUUGCGCCAGCUGGAGGAACUUACCGAUGACGACCCCCACAACUCCUCUUGUUAGUGGCCUUUCUUUGCUUUCCUCUUAUCUCUUCGAUGACGCCUCUUUUUUCCCUUUUAAUGAAAAUGUUCCACCGCGUCUGUCCUAUGUUUUACAUCUUCCAGCUUGUCUCGAGGGCUACCGUUGUUAGGGGUGGAAAAUUGAACCCAGGACAGGUCACUUUUCACCAAUAAUAAUAGACCAUGUCACAGACCUCCGCCGGAGAGUUCGAAAGCUGCAGUUGGCCCUUUCCGUUUUACUAAUAUGUACAUAAUCCUGACG
Messenger RNA from Aspergillus ochraceoroseus IBT 24754, 1260 nucleotides. RefSeq names its product bZIP transcription factor. Gene Ontology annotation, cellular component: RNA polymerase II transcription regulator complex. The transcript is spliced from 4 exons. The record is from RefSeq and is a predicted model, not a curated record. Gene Ontology annotation, molecular function: DNA-binding transcription activator activity, RNA polymerase II-specific; transcription cis-regulatory region binding. Lineage: Eukaryota; Fungi; Ascomycota; Eurotiomycetes; Eurotiales; Aspergillaceae. Bases 349 to 1002 code for a protein of 217 amino acids.